AGAUAGACAUCACAGGUUUAACUGGAACAAUUACAAGUCCCGGGUAUCCACGUUUCCUACAGCGCGCCGACUACGUGUGGACAUUCAAGCCGCCAUUCCCCAAUUCACAGUUGGCUCUUUACUUUGAAGAGAUUGACUUAAGACGUCAAAGUGAUGGCAAAAGCCUAAUCCGAGUCAAAGAUAUCAACGGCUACCAAUAUUAUCGGGCUUCCAACUCUAAAACGAAUGGAGUUCAUGUUUGGAUCAUCGAUAAUCCCUCCACCGUACGUUACUUCACAGCAUUCUCAGAAAUACGAGGCGGACUGAAAAAAGGAUUCCUUAUGCGCUACUUUGUCAUUGAUCCUUUACAAAAUCAAGAUUCUUGUAACAGCGAAUGGAAUUUCAAUGUUGAGACGGGUAUUAACACCAUCAACGUAACAUGGACACCAUUUAAUAAUCUUUACAAUGCUUCCAUCGAAUACUUAGUCCUCUACAAUCAAUCUGACAGCGAAAAGAGGAGUUUCAAAGUAGCAAACGACAGGCUAUUCGCCACCAUCAGUCCUGUUAAUCCCAUGACGUUUUAUUCAGUGAACAUCGUUGCUCUUGAUUCUUCAGGACGAGUUAACAGGACUGUUCAUAGUUGUACUAAGCUUGUCAGAACUAAAGAUGCGCCUUCGCGAAUCGACGGAGGUCAAUUCCCUAACGAAGGAUUAGUCCAAGUACAGUACGAUGGCAUUUGGGGCACCAUAUGUCCCCAGUGGUGGAACAUGAACGCUGCUAAUGUUGUAUGCCGUUCAAUGGGACUACCACCAGCAACAUACGCUUUGAAAAACGUGGGUCGAUUUAGCAACAGAGCCAGUAGAAUCUGGUUAUCGGGUGUGAGAUGCCAAGGAUAUGAGGAGAGUUUGUCGUCUUGUCUUAAUUCCGGAUGGGGAAACGUUGCCAAUUGGUGUAGCGCAGUGUUUGGCAUCGCUGGUGUUGUCUGUGGAUCUCCAAAUGUCACGCAGAUGAAUGUUACUGACCAAUUCGGAGAGAUCACGAGUCCUGGAUAUCCGCUGUUCAUGAAACAAGCUAACUACGAGUGGACAAUAAGACCUUCCUUAGAAAAUGCGCAUGUAGUUAUUUACUUUGAAAGGAUUGGUCUAAGCAGACGUCAAGGUGUUAGUAAUUUGACAGUGACUGAUGCAGCACAGAAAACAUUCACAUUUUCGUCAAACCAAAGAAAGGAAAGGUUCAGUUUCGUGACUUCCAAUACUCCAGUACAUGUCGCCUUCUUUUCUUCUUUCACGAGUGGAUUAUGGAAAAAUGGCUUUCGUAUGUUUUAUUUCAUCUUCAACCAAUCAUUGGAUUAUGCUCCAGUUUCAGAAGGCUGGUCCAUCAACGCAAGCAGUUAUAAUCUAAGAACCAUCAAAGUAUCCUGGCUGCCCUUCAAUGUCAGUGAUUUCCCUAUUGCUGGAUACCUAGUGCUCUGUAACUCAACGGACCCUAGUUUGGUCAAUGUCUCAUAUGCUAUUACUGACAACAGCUCAUUCUCUGCCGCAUGUGAUAAUCUUGAGGGUCUUACUACCUAUCGUGUUCAAGUAUUGGCUUAUCUUCAAGGACUUGACCAGAGAACCAUGAUGUACAGAAGUAUGGCAGUAGAAGUAACAACAACAAAAAUAACGAGAAUUAGAUUGGCUGGUGGAAAGAUACCUGGUGAAGGUCGCGUGGAAAUCUUACACAACGAUCAAUGGGGAACAGUCUGUGAUGACAAUUGGGAUCUCAGAGUUGCAAAUGUGGUCUGUCGUUCACUGGGUCUACCAAGAGCUGUAAGUGCUUUGACUUCUGCAGCUUUUGGUCCUGGUACUGGUCGAAUCUGGAUGGAUGAUGUAUACUGUAGUGGAAAUGAACCGUCUUUGUUUGAGUGUCGGCAUAGAGGAUGGGGGUCACAUAACUGUGGACACGGAGAAGAUGCGAGUGUUUUGUGUGGAAAUCCUCCAGUCGUGCUGCUUAAUAUCACAAAGGUUACUGGAUUGAUCACCAACCCUGGGUAUCCAGAUUACAUGCAGCGAGGAGAUUACACCUGGACGUUCAGACCUUCCCAACGAAAGGCGCCUGUAGUGCUUUACUUUGAAGACAUUAACUUGAGAAGAAAUCGUCGAGGGAGAAGUCAAGUAUCGGUUCAAGACUAUGCUGGAACUCAAAUUUUGUACCUUGAAAAUACAAUACGAGGGCCAACUGCUACAUGGAUAUUUAAAAACCCAGGGACUCUGCGGUAUUACUCUUCAUAUUCAUCUAGAAACCGUGGAUUUCGGAUGCGCUAUUUUAUUUUGUUACAAGCUCCAGUUCAGAGAAGCUUAAACGUGAGUGCAAUAAGUGAUAGUACUUCUACUAUCUUAGUCAAAUGGUCACCAGUCAAUGUCAGUGGUUACGAGAUAGUUGGUUAUAUAGUACGGUGUAACUCGACAGAAGGACGGUCACGCAACAUGCAGUACAGCUUCAAGCUCAACAGCAGCGACUCUACAUAUUGUAGUCAUCUUACGAGAGGCGUUCGCUACAAAGUGCAGGUCUUCGUUUACCUGGCACAUCUUACUGACGGAACCUCUAGGAUUCAUAGCAGUGUUCCAUUAUUUGUGAGAACCAUGCUGAGAAUUGUGAAAGAACGGUUAGCUGGAGGAAAGGCGCCUGGCGAAGGAAGAGUUGAAAUCCUGUAUAAUGGCCGUUGGGGAACAGUCUGUGAUGACAAUUGGGAUCUCAGAGAUGCAAAUGUGGUCUGUCGUUCACUGGGUCUACCAAGAGCUGUAAGUGCUUUGAUUUCUGCAGCCUUUGGUCAAGGAACAGGACCAAUUUGGAUGGAUGAUGUACACUGCAGUGGAAGUGAAUCAUCUUUGUUUGAGUGUCGGCAUAGAGGAUGGGGGUCACAUAACUGUGGACAUCUAGAAGAUGCGAGUGUUGUGUGUGGAAAUCCUCCAGUGUUCAAGAUAAACAUCACAGAUCUGUCUGGAGUGAUCACAAGCCCUGGAUAUCCUCAGUACAUGCAGAGAGCAAACUACGAGUGGAUAUUCAGACCUCCAUUACCAGGAGCAAGUAUUGCUCUCUACUUUGAAAAUAUUGACUUGACGAGGAAUUUAGGCGGAGACAGCCAGCUUACCAUGCUGAAUGCCAAUGGCUCACAAAUAUUACAUGUUGAGAACCACAGAAUGUCCUCACUUGCCUGGAUUGAAAGUGUUCCUGUAACAGUCCGUUUUUAUUCGCUUUUCUCAACAAAACCUAGUUUGUUCGAAAGAAAAGGCGUGCGAAUAAAAUACUUUAUUUCUCGCAAGUUUCAAGAAUUACAAUCUUGUCGUACUGACUGGAACAUUACUGUCCAUGGUGAUUAUGAAAGUAUCGAAGUGUCAUGGACCACUUUGCCAGCUCCUCUUGGUGAAGAAAAGCACAGCUAUUUGGUAAUAUACGGGAAAGUUAAUAACAGAACAAGAAAUGAUAAUUUUACAAUAGUUUCCAAUUCUACGACAAGUGUUUUUAUUGGAAACCUUACGCACGACAUACUGUACACUGUGCAAGUAGUUGCAUUUGGUUCAGCGAGGGAUGUUGAUACGGGUGUGUACAGCUGUCCGAAACAAGUGAAGACGAAAAUUAACAUUCGUCUUUACGGUGGAAAAGUGUAUAACGAAGGAUUAGUUCAAGUAAAAUACCGUGGCACUUGGGGAACGAUCUGUGCAAUAUCGUGGAAUUUCAACGAUGCCAACGUCGUCUGCCGUUCACUCGGUUUACCUCCUGCAACAUACGCCUUGCGACGAAGGGGUCAGUUUACAAAUAAUAACGGAAUAGCCUGGAUUACUGCUCUACAGUGCAGAGGAAACGAGAGUAGAAUCUCGGAAUGUCAUCAUCGUGGAUUGGGAAACACGCCUAAAUGGUGCGGUACAUUCUACGGCGUUGCAAGUGUCGUCUGUGGGCAUCCUCAAGUUUCACAGAUUAACGUAUCAAACAAAUCAGGAGUGAUCACAAGUCCUGGCUACCCACAAUACAUGACGCAGGCUCGCUACAAUUGGACAUUCACAUCCUCAGAUCCAAAUUCAAGAAUUGCUAUUUACUUUGAUGACAUCAUAUUAUUUCGCAGUCAUGGCGGUGUUAGUAGCCUAACAGUAAGAGGCGACAGAGGAAAACAACUGUUGUUCGUCCAAAACAACCGAAUAGCUCGUGAUGUCACUUUCUUCUUGAAGCGAGACUCAUUACAAGUUUCGUUCUUUUCUUCAUUUACGAGUAAAGAUUCAAGGGGGUUUCAUAUGACGUUCUUUGAAGUCAACAAAAAUAUUAUCCGUGCUCCGUUAAACCCAGAUUGGAACAUUAUGGCAACAGGCGUCAGCACUGACGACAUCAAAGUCACGUGGUCUUUGCUCAAUGAGUCCCUGAUUAUAGGAUAUGUAGUUUCCUGUAAUUCAACAGAAACACGGUUAAUCAACGAAUCACUUCAAUUCGUUAACAACAAAACCACAAGUGCUUACUGUAAUCAUCUUGUGAAAAACACGCGUUACAAGGUGCAGGUUUUUGUUUACGUGAAACGUCUUGCUGAUGGGCAAACAAAUAUAUAUCGAAGUGUCUCAGUCUAUGCAAAAACGAAGCUUAAAAUGGAGAAAAUAAGAUUAGCCAGUGGGGAAGCGCCCGCUGAAGGUAGAGUGGAACUCUACCACAAUGGUCAAUGGGGAACAGUCUGUGAUGACAGAUGGGAUCUCAACGAUGCUAAUGUGGUCUGUCGUUCUCUGGGUCUUCCAAGAGCAGUGGCUGCACCACAUUACGCAGCCUUUGGUCAAGGAACAGGGCCAAUCUGGAUGGAUGAUGUGCGCUGCAGUGGAAGUGAAUCAUCUUUGUUCCAGUGUCGGCAUAGAGGACUGGGAUCACAUAAUUGUAAUCACGGAGAAGAUGCUAGUGUUGUAUGCGGACUGCUACCUUUGGUCAAGAUAAACAUCACAGAUCUGUCUGGAGUGAUCACAAGCCCUGGAUAUCCUCAGUACAUGCGGAGAGCAAACUACGAGUGGACAUUCAAACCUCCAUUACCAGGAGCAAGUGUUGCUCUCUACUUUGAAAAGAUAGACUUAACGAGGAAAGACGGGAGCAGUAGAAUUACCGUCAGCGAUUCAAACUCCUCUUCCAUUGUGACAGCUGGAAAUACGAUUAGAGAUCAGGUUUCUAUCUGGAUAGUAGAGACCCCUGGAACUGUACGAUACUUCUCACAUUUCACAACAAAGCGUGGAUUAGCCAAUAGAAAACAAGGCUUUCAUUUGCGAUACAUUGUAUAUGACGCCAAACAUGAAGUUCCCUGUCAGUCAAACUGGAAUGUUAUCGUGACAGCAGGGAUUGGACAAAUCAACGUAUCCUGGACACCAUUAACAGGCGUCCACACUUACUUGGUUCUGUAUAACUCCACAACAAGUAUCGGAAAGGAUUUUAAUAUUGUAAUCAACUCGAGCUCCAUUACCCUUGACUAUCUGAAACCCAAGGUUGUUUACUCGGUACAAGUUAUUGGCUUUGACUCUGUAACCUUCAAACCUAAAGCUUACAGCUGCCCAAGAUCAGCAGAGAUACAGAAAGCGAACGUUCGAUUGGUUGACGGGAAGGCACCAGGCGAAGGUCGGUUAGAAAUUUACCAUAAUGGCCGAUGGGGAACAGUCUGUGAUGACUUUUGGGAUCUCAACGAUGCAAAUGUGGUCUGUCGUUCACUGGGUCUUCCAAGAGCAGUGGCUGCACCACAUUACGCAGCCUUUGGUCAAGGAACAGGACCAAUCUGGAUGGAUAAUGUGCGCUGCAGUGGAAGUGAAUCGUCUUUGUUCCAGUGUCGGCAUGCAGGACUGGGAUCACAUAAUUGUAGACACAGAGAAGAUGCUAGUGUUGCAUGCGGCCUUCCCUCGAUGGUAAAGCUCAACAUCACAAACCUAACUGGAGUGAUCACAAGUCCUGGUUUCCCGGGCACCAUGCAUCGAGCUAACCUUGAAUGGACCUUCAGACCGCAGCUACCAAAUGCUCGAGUUGUUCUCUAUUUUCAAGAAAUCGAUCUAAGGAGGGGAAAUCUUAUAAGGGGGAAAAGCGAAAUGACAGUUUUAGACUCAAAAAACAACACAGUCUUUCAUACCAUGAAUGCGCAAAUAACGAGUAAUGCAGGGUGGAUGAUGGAUCCUCUGGGAAAAUUUCGCUACGAAAGAUCGGUUUCGACAAAUCCAUUAAGAAGAAGAAGACAAGGCUUUCGCAUGCAAUACUUUGUUAUCAGCGGUCUAGAUGACACAGAUUCUUGUCAGAACUGGAACAUCAGCAUCCGCGUUGGAUCGGGUAAUAUCAGUUUAUCAUGGAAGAUGCCAUCCCUUAUCUCCCAAAGACAAAGCAACACCUUUGGUUACUUAGUAGUAUAUAGUUCUGCAAAGAGCAGAAUUAAUAGUAAUGUUACAGUCUUGAAUAGUUCAGCUUUGUUGUCUUCCUCGAUCAACUUCCUUGCUCCAAACACGACAUAUUCUAUACAGGUUGUUGCAUUUGAUAAAAGGAAUGUUGGCAAUAUCAGUAUGCACACCUGUCCAAGAUUGCUGAAAACGAAAAAUGUUAUCUGGCGUCUCUCUGGAGGAAGCGAGCCAAACGAAGGAAACAUUGAAGUUAACUAUAAUGGUGUCUGGGGUAUUGUAUGUUCAUCAUACUGGGACAUAAAUGACGCUAAAGUUGCUUGUCGUUCAAUGGGUUUGCCACCAGCGACUUAUGCAUUGUGGAAUACGAUUGGCCAGUUUGGAAGUAGGAACCAAAAGUCAUGGUUGACAGGAUUAUACUGUACAGGGAAUGAAAGCAGCCUGACAGACUGUCCACAUCGAGGAUGGGGCAACACACCCAAAUGGUGCAAAUUGUUUUCGUACGUUGCUGGUGUCGUCUGUGGGUAUCCGUCAGUAAAAAAAAUGAAUGUAACCAGUCUUUUUGGGAUGAUUUCAAGCCCUGGGUAUCCAAGAUACAUGCGACAGGCACACUACCAGUGGACGUUUUAUCCUUCUGUACCAAAUGCACAAAUUGCUGUUUAUUUCGAAGAUAUCUAUCUUAUUCGCAAUGACCAUGGCUUGAGUAACCUGACAGUUACUGAUGCCAAAAAACAGCAGCUGUUGUUCGUUAAAAACAGACGAAAGGCUUCUUUCAGUUACCUCUCCGAGAAGAAUCCUUUACGAGUUACCUACUAUUCUGCAUUUACGAGUAAAAACCGUAAAAGAGGUUUUAAAAUGUGGUAUUUUGUGCUUAACGAAUCAUCAAGUCAAGUUCCACUCGCCAGUAACUGGAAGAUCAAAGCUAGAACCAAGAGUCCCUAUUCCAUUACAGCCACUUGGUCGCCAUUCACUGCUCAAGGGUACCUUGUUCUAGGGUACUUGAUGUCGUGUAAUACAACAGAACAUCACUAUAUCAAGUUGAAUGUGUCUUAUGCUGUUGCCACUAAUAACUCAACGUCUGCUUCAUGUAACCAGCUCAUAGGGCACACGUAUUACCAAGUACAGGUGUUUGUGUCUCUUGUUAAAGUUAGUGACAAGAGUCAGAUGAUGGUUUACAGAAGUUCCGAAACAGUGAAUGUGAAAACCAAAGAAGGAGUGCCAGUUACAUCGCCUUCGAACUUAACAGCCACUCUUGUGGGUGUUCGUGACGUUCUCAUCCAGUGGAAUCCAAUAUUACCACAUCACGCUCACGGCGUUCUUCUUGGAUACAGAGUGUUUUACCAGGACUAUUAUGUAAAAUUCAGAACAGUUCUUAUCACCAACAACACCCAAAUAACGAUCGAGAAUCUCCUUCCUGCCAUGAGAUAUUAUCUGCAGGUCUCUGGGUUUACCGCCAAGGGAUCGGGUCGAUCGUCAUAUGUACACUUCGUUACAAGAUGUGGCGAGGAUAUUGAACUUCAGUCGUAUGGUAAGAUAUCAAAUCCUGAUGCGGGAAUUACACGAAGGUGGAACGUUGACUGCACGUGGGCAUUUAAACCACCAUCAAGGACUGCACUAAUUCUGAUGAUAUUUGAUAAGUUAAAAAUACCUUCAUCUCAAUCUUGCAGGGAUUACUCCAUUUCCUUCAUCAACGGCCGAGGACAUUUGGUCAACAAGUUUUGCAGCAGCAAUUCUUUGUUCAGCUUUGUGUCAUAUGGCUCAGCUAAAGUGCAGUAUUCGUCUAUCUACCGGCGCCGAUUUUGGUGGAAAAAAGCAGUGAUCAGAGGGAGAUACUAUGUUCUAAGCCAAGGCAUUGAUAAAUCUCUUGUUGACCAAACAUGGAACACCCGAGUUCAGAGCAACCAUUCUACCACCAUUACUAUCCAGUGGCCUAGAUUCGUAGCAAGUGAUCCAAAAUUGAAUGUUGCUCAGUACAUUGCUCUUUGCACAUCCAAAAUGGAUCCCAAGAACAUAUCAUCGGUUAUAACAGAUGCUAAAGGUACUUCAGUUACGGUGGAAAACAUGAUGCCAGAUUCCUACUAUAUCGUCCAAGUGCUAGCCUUUCUUAGUCACUCUUUCAACUCUAACAAGGCAAAUGAAAGUAUUAGAGCAAGUCGAGAAGUCGUGGUGAAAACCAAAGCGCAAGCGCCUUGGCGACUUGAUGAAGGAAAGCUACCAAACGAGGGAACUGUAGAAGUGUUCUAUAAUGGAACAUGGGGUGCCAUCUGUACAUCAGACUGGGACAUAAAAGAUGCCAAUGUUGCUUGUCGCUCAAUGGGUUUGCCACCAGCAACCUAUGUUUUAAGGAAUAGAUUCUUGUUUGGCAUCAAGCAUCUAAAGUCGUGGUUGACAAGACUACAGUGUAAUGGAAAUGAAAGUAGUCUUUCAGAUUGUCCACAUGCAGGAUGGGGGAACACACCAAGGCAUUGUCAAUCGUCAUACUUCCAAGCAAGCGUAGUAUGUGGAUAUCCACAAGUGAAAAAACUCAUUGUCACCGAUCUGUCAGGAGUGAUCACAAGUCCUGGGUACCCGAAAUACAUGCAACAGGCUCACUUCAAGUGGACCUUCAGGCCUUUUGUUCGUGAAGCUCAACUUGCCAUGUUCUUUGAAGACAUCAAUUUGUUCCGCUUGACUGGAGGGGUAAGUAACAUCACAGUAAGGGAUACCAAAGGACAGCAGCUUUUGUUCAUCCAAAACCAAAGGCACCCUGCGAUCAGUUUUCUUUCCAAGGAAAUCCCUUUACAAGUUUCCUACUUUUCGUCGUACACAAGUGCCAUACGUUCGAGAGGGUUUCGUAUGUUUUAUAUUGUGGUCAACAAGGACUUGACAAAAGUUCCACUUGCCAGUAACUGGAACAUGACAGCAAAGAGCAAGAAUCCCUAUUCCAUUACAGCCUCUUGGUCGCCAUUCUCUGCUCAAGGGUUCCUAGUUGUAGGGUAUUUGAUGUCGUGUAAUACAACAGAACAUCAGCAUAUCAAGUUGAAUGUGUCUUAUGCUGUUGCCACUAACACCUCAACGUCUGCUUCAUGUAACCAGCUCAUAGGGCACACGUAUUACCAAGUACAGGUGUUUGUGUCUCUUGUUAAAGUUAGUGACAGGAGUCAGAUGAUGGUUUACAGAAGUGCCGAAACGGUGAAUGUGAAAACCAGUGAAGGAGUUCCAGUUUACCCGCCUAGAAAUUUAACAGUAACACUUGAAGGUCUUCGUGAAGUUCUCGUCAAAUGGGAUCCAUUAUUGCCACACCACGCACACGGCGUUCUUCUUGGAUACAAAGUGCUUUACCAGGAUUAUGCGCGUGGUACCAUCAAAACAAUUACCACCAACGACACCCGAGUAGCGAUAGAAAAUCUCCUUCCUGCAAUGAAAUAUUACCUGCAAGUGUCUGGGUUCACUGCCAAGGGAUCGGGUCGAUCAUCGUUUGCAUACUUCACUACAAAAUGUGGCAAGACGAUAGCCAAUGAACUAGAAGGGACAAUAACAUAUUCAACUAGCAGAUUUCCACGCUGGUGGGAUGUUGAUUGUCUAUGGGUAUUUAAACCACUAUCAAAAACUGCGUUAAUACUGGUGGUAUUCGAUCAGAUAGACAUGCCUACAUCGGCAUUGUGUAGUUAUUCCUCCAUUACGCUAAUCAAUGGCAGAGAUGAUUUGGUCAAACGUUUUUGUGGCAGCAGACGAUGGUUCAGUUUUGUAUCAUACGGAUCAGCUAAAGUCCAAUAUAAAUCACAUUGGCGUUCAUUCUGGUUGAAGAAAACGGAGCUGAAUGCGAGAUAUUAUAUUUUUAACAAGAAUGUUGAUGAGUCUUUGAUUGAUGAUACCUGGAAUAUCAUAGCUACGAGUUCGAACUCCGACGCCAUUACAGUGAAUUGGAAUAAAUAUCAACCACAUGACGAAAGUGCGUCGAAUGGUACAAAGUACAUUGUUCUCUGUUCCGCACAAGAUGAUCCCAGUAACAUAACAUCAUGGACUACAAAUGACAACAAGACAAGAAUCGAGAUACGAAACUUGACGACCAACACUGAUUAUAUCAUACAAGUACUGRCAAUAAUCACAAGUAUCCCAAAAGUGUCUUAUAGGAAUGAAACUCUUCGGGCAAGUCAAACAGUUGUCGUUAGAACUUCCAGGAAUGGAUCUACACCUUCAGCUCCAUUGCCACGUGACCUUAGAAAUUCUGUCAAUGUUUCUAUUGGAGGACUUAAUAUCUCAGAGUGGGACCAGUUCAUUGACUUCAGGUUCAGGAAUGCUAUCGCAGGUGUGGUGACAGAAYACUGUUCAUCCAAGGAUGGUCAGAGAUGUUCAUCCUUGGUUCUUAGCAGGCGAAGGCGCUCCAAUGGCAUCCGCCUCAUCUUCACAACACAAGAAGUUCAUCUUCUGCCAGAUUACCCAAUGCAGUUGUCUUCCUCGUCCAUCCUUGAUCACGUCAUUGCUGCCGUAGCUUUCUACGUUACGUUCCCACCAGAUGUCGCCGUUGAAGUUAACUCAGUCAAUGGAGAUAUUCUUGUUGAUAUCAUCAAUGGAUCACUCGCUCGUAUCGGCAAAGCCAUCAACAAGACAAUACUCUCUGUGUCCAUGUACUCGGGAAAAGACCUUUCUAAUACUACAGUACCACCAGGGUUACCAAAGAAAGGACAGUCUAGUUCCUAUAACAAGUCUGCUAUUAUUGGUGGAACUAUUUCUACGGUKAUUUUAGUCAUUAUUGCCGUGGUCAUUGGCCUACUUAUCUACAGAAAAUAUCACGAAAAUAAAGAUUACCUUGAGCAUGUUGACGAACAAGUAUCAGAAAUGCAGCUCUCCGACCUUGGAGAAAGUCCCAGUCGAUCCAAAGAUAUCUUCUCAGCGGAAAACCCAGUCUAUGAGGCAGAGAUGGGAAAACAGCAAGGAGGCGCUGAAGCGCAAUGCAAGGGGGAUGAAGUGAAAAAUGAUUCGUUCGCAAUUUCUUAUCCCCGAGAAGAUUUCGAGAAAUCAAUCACCGACCAUCAAGGGAUGGAAAAUCCAGUUUAUGGAUUAAUGUUAGACGUAGAACAACAAGAUGAGGAUUUCAAAGGCAUACUUCAAUUGAAGAAUCCAGACGGUGACUCGGCUCUUCCUGAGGCGCAUGCGCAGACCUCAGGCUCUCCAAUACGAAAAGAACAGUACCAUGGCACCAUCGAAGUGGACAAUCCAUCCUUAGAAAUCGACAUCUAACUAAGAGCCUCGAUUGGAAUAGA
Molecule: messenger RNA, 11584 nt
Organism: Actinia tenebrosa (Australian red waratah sea anemone)
Lineage: Eukaryota; Metazoa; Cnidaria; Anthozoa; Actiniaria; Actiniidae
Cellular component (GO): membrane
Molecular function (GO): protein binding
Source: RefSeq, a predicted model, not a curated record